Messenger RNA from Lachnellula hyalina, 249 nucleotides. RefSeq names its product U6 snRNA-associated Sm-like protein LSm6 (gene LSM6). Gene Ontology annotation, molecular function: RNA binding. Gene Ontology annotation, cellular component: sno(s)RNA-containing ribonucleoprotein complex; U4/U6 x U5 tri-snRNP complex; P-body. Gene Ontology annotation, biological process: mRNA splicing, via spliceosome; maturation of SSU-rRNA. NCBI's taxonomy places the organism in Eukaryota, Fungi, Ascomycota, Leotiomycetes, Helotiales, Lachnaceae. The coding region runs from base 1 to 249 and encodes 82 amino acids. The transcript is spliced from 3 exons. The record is from RefSeq and is a predicted model, not a curated record.
AUGGAGAAUGGAAUUGCGACCCAAGGCGAGGGGCGAGACCCCUCCGGUUUCCUCAGCGAGAUCAUUGGCAGCUCAGUGACCGUGAAACUGAACAGCGGAGUAGUCUACAAAGGAGAAUUGCAGUCUGUGGAUGGCUACAUGAAUAUUGCGCUGGAGAAGACGGAGGAGCAUGUCAACGGUGUGAAGAAGAGGAGCUAUGGUGACGCUUUUGUUAGAGGGAACAAUGUCAUGUACAUCUCGGCAGAUUGA